CUGGGUGGGGGCGGGCGUGGGGGGUGGGGGCAGAGGCAGGAGGGGCGCUCGGCCCCGGAGAGUGCAGCAGACGGGGCUGGUCCCGAGGCGGCUGCGGCCCCGGGGAAUGGGCGGGUCGAGGGUGUCCAGGGAGUAGGGUCGGGUCGGAGUGCAUUGACCACCGGGCCCAGAGGGUCCGAGCCGGGAGCGGAGCCUGCACCCUCCACCACCCGCCCUUCGGGAAAUUUCAGAACUGAGCCCAGAGGCAGGUGCACCGGGAGAAUGUGUCUGAGGCUUGCUUGGCAGAAGAGAAACUGAGUCACCAGCUCAGGAGCCGCAGGGUCAGCGGGCCUGAAGGGGGCCGGGUCUGCCAGUGGUGCAGAGGGUUGGGCGGGCCUGUGUGAGCCGAGGUGGCCACUGCCUGGAGAUCGCUCUCCCUGCUGCGUCUGCACCUCUUGGCUCGGUUCCCCUGUGCUCCAUGACUCUUGCGUCUCCUGGCUUCUCGUUGGUUUGGAAUUGUCCCUGUGGUUGGAGCCGUCUGAAUGUGUAGGAUCUAGGCCAAGGAGGAAGGGGACGGGUCGCUGGUUGUGGGUCUGAGCAGGAGUCUGAGGUUUGGGGAGACUUUCCUGAGCUGUCCUCCCCGCAGCCCUGGUGCCAGUCAUCAUCCAACGUAAUAUGGGGGAGGAACACUAACAAAGAGCCAUGGGUUAUAAAUGCCAGGCCCAGCUCUGCCACUUGCUAGUUGUAAGAGCUUGGGAAGCCUCUUCCUUUCUCUGAUUUCUCUCUUGGAAAAAUUGGAACCCAUAAAGAUAGUAAUAACGGGGCGGGCAUUUAUGGUGUGCUUGCUUUCUGCCAAGCCCUGACAGGUUCCGUUUGAUUCUCCCCGCGAGUCUAGGAGUUAGGGAUCAUGAGCUCUGUUUUAUAGAUACACGCCCGCAGUUCCGAGAGGACAUAGGAUCUGUUCAAGAUCACGCAGCUAAUAGGUGGCCGAGCUGGGAUUUCAUCCCAGGUCCAACUCCACGUCCCACAGCCUUAACCACCAGGCUCACCAGCCUUUAGGGCACCCUCCCCAGUGAAAGAAGAGGAAGUGAGAAACCCUAGGGCCCCAGCUCCCUGUUAUGUUUUAUUUACUUUGUGGCCAAGAAAGACUUGCCCUGACCCAACCCACAGUCUUCCCCCGCCUGGUGCUGCCUGGUGCUGCUGCUUCUGGGCCCCAGGCUGAAGGCACAAAGAACUGGGCUGUGGCCAUUCCAAGCCUCUGUCACACCGUGCUGGGGUGCUGGGCCCUGGGGUCCGCUUUCAGGACAGUUCUGGUUUCAGUCCAUCAUCCAUUCCGCCUCUUGACUGAGCAGACUCCCUCCCCAGAGCUGGACCUCAGGACGCGCGAGGCAGGGUCUCUAAGCGCUGCAGACCUAGCUCCCUGAGAGCUGGGGCAGGGAGGGGCUGUGACAGGCUGGUCCAGCCAGUCCCUGGGGACGAGGACUAUGCAGUGGGCAAAACCGUAGACUUGGAGUUCUGAGACUUCUCUGAGCUUCGGUUUCCUCACCUAUUAUCAAGGUUAUUAAAGCCUGUUGCAGGGAAAGGUAAGAACACAUGGGAAGCAUGUGAUAAACCUCGAAGGACCUGUUGUGGAGAAGGGAGGUGGUGUGAGUGGUAAAGACUCCUUUUUAGAGGCAGGUGCUUUGCGGCCGCGUGUCGCUCCUGGAACCAGAACCAGGGGGAGUGGGUUGGGAAGGCAGCGGGGCAGGUGCACCUCCCUCCCCCCCGGGGAGCCAGCUGAAUGGGGUGUGUGGGGUGUGAGGCUCUGGGAAAGGGAAGGGAGGCGGUGUGGUGUGUUCCCCACUGCUUUCCGAGGAGUCCAGACCAGAGUGGGGAGUCCGCUCGGGGUGGGGCUCUGCCCCCAGUCCCACCUCAGCAGUGACUCGGUGUAUGUGCCUCUCUUCCUUCUGCAGCUGCUGUCGCUCACCCCGUGUCUUCUGGCCGCUUCCCUCUUUGCUGCCCCUCCCCACAGGCUCCCCCUCUCCACCUCCUGGGGACCAUCAUGAAUGGUGCCCCUUCCCCGGAGGACGGGGCCUCCCCCUCCCCUCCCCCUUUGCCACCACCCCCUCCCCCGAGUUGGCGGGAGUUCUGUGAGUCCCACGCCCGGGCUGCCGCCCUGGAUUUCGCCCGCCGAUUUCGCCUCUACCUGGCCUCCCACCCCCAGUAUGCAGGGCCCGGGGCUGAGGCUGCCUUCUCCCGCCGUUUUGCUGAGCUCUUCCUGCAGCAUUUUGAAGCUGAGGUGGCCCGGGCCUCCGGCUCCCUCUCACCACCCAUCCUGGCUCCCCUGAGUCCCGGUGUGGAGAUCCCGCCACACGACCUGUCCCUUGAGAGCUGCAGGGUGGGCGGGCCCCUGGCUGUGCUGGGCCCUUCUCGAUCAUCUGAGGACCUGGCCGGCCCCCUCCCUUCCUCAGUCUCUUCCUCUUCUACGACCUCCUCGAAGCCGAAGCUAAAGAAACGCUUCUCUCUCCGCUCCGUGGGUCGCUCGGUCCGCGGUUCAGUCCGCGGCAUCCUGCAGUGGCGGGGGACCGUUGACCCACCCUCCCCAGCUGGGCCCCUCGAGACCUCAUCGGGCCCCCCAGUCCUGGGUGGAAACAGCAACUCCAACUCCUCUGGCGGGGCUGGGACCAUUGGCAGGGGACUGGUUAGUGAUGGAACAUCCCCCGGGGACAGAUGGACUCACCGAUUUGAGAGGCUGAGACUCAGUCGGGGCGGGGGGGCCUUGAAGGAUGGAGCAGGGAUGGUGCAGAGGGAAGAGCUGCUGAGUUUCAUGGGGGCUGAAGAGGCAGCCCCGGACCCAGCCGGAGUGGGCCGGGGAGGAGGGGCAGCUGGGCCUACCUCAGGGGGAGGAGGGCAGCCUCAGUGGCAGAAGUGUCGCUUACUGCUUCGAAGUGAAGGAGAAGGAGGAGGAGGAAGCCGUCUGGAGUUCUUUGUACCGCCCAAGGCGUCUCGGCCUCGACUCAGCAUUCCCUGCUCUACCAUCACGGACGUGCGGACAACCACAGCCCUGGAGAUGCCUGACCGGGAGAACACGUUUGUGGUUAAGGUGGAAGGCCCCUCCGAGUACAUCCUGGAGACAGUUGAUGCUCUACAUGUGAAGGCCUGGGUGUCUGACAUCCAAGAAUGCCUGAGCCCGGGACCCUGCCCCGCUACCAGUCCCCGCCCCAUGACCCUCCCCCUGGCCCCUGGGACCUCAUUCCUUACGAGGGAGAACACAGACAGCCUGGAGCUGCCCUGCCUCAAUCAUUCAGAGAGCCUGCCCAGCCAGGAUCUGCUGCUGGGACCCAGCGAGAGCAAUGACCGCCUGUCGCAGGGGGCUUACGGGGGCCUCUCAGACCGCCCCUCGGCGUCCAUCUCCCCCAGCUCCGCCUCCAUCGCCGCCUCCCAUUUUGACUCCAUGGAACUGCUUCCCCCAGAGUUGCCCCCCCGUAUCCCCAUCGAAGAGGGACCCCCGGCAGGCACAGCCCAUCCCCUCUCAGCUCCCUACCCACCCCUGGACACUCCGGAGACGGCCACAGGUACCAGAGGAUCAUUCCUGUUCCAGGGGGAGUCAGAGGGAGGUGAAGGGGACCAGCCCCUCUCAGGGUAUCCUUGGUUCCACGGGAUGCUCUCUCGACUCAAGGCCGCCCAGCUAGUGCUGGCCGGAGGCACCGGCUCCCAUGGCGUCUUCCUGGUACGUCAGAGUGAGACGAGACGGGGUGAAUACGUCCUCACUUUCAACUUCCAGGGCAAGGCCAAGCACCUGCGCCUGUCGCUGAACGAGGAGGGUCAGUGCCGGGUCCAGCACUUGUGGUUCCAGUCCAUUUUCGAUAUGCUCGAGCAUUUCCGAGUGCACCCCAUCCCUCUGGAGUCUGGAGGCUCCAGUGACGUUGUUCUUGUCAGCUAUGUCGUGUCCUCCCAGCGACAGCAGGGUGAGCAGAGCAGGUCUGCAGGGGAGGAGGUGCCCGUGCACCCAAGAAGCGAGGAGAACCGAACACCUCCCAUGACCCACCCCAGCCCCCUGAACCCCCUUCAUGGACAGAUCCCCCACAUCCUGGGGCAGAAGAGGCGUCGGGGGCGCCAGAAGUGGCGGCAGCAGCAGCCGCAGCAGCCAAAGAGAGGCAAGAGAAAGAGAAAGCGGGCAGUGGAGGGGUCCAGGAAGAGCUGGUCCCCGUGGUUGAGCUGGUCCCCGUGGUUGAAUUGGAAGAGGCCGUAGCGCCAGGCACGGAGGCCCCGGGAGGCGCUGGAUCUGGUGGGGACCCCGGGGCCACCCCGAUGGUGCAGCUGCAGCAGUUACCACUAGGGGGCGAUGGAGAAGAAGGGGGCCAUCCCAGAGCCAUUAAUAACCAGUACUCCUUCGUGUGAGACACCCUACCCCGCUCUUUCUCCACUCUUCUUGCUCCCCAGCCCUUAGUUCAUGAGAUUGGGGCUGGGCAGGGAUGUAGAGGAGCGGUAGGAAUCCCCUCCCCACGUGCUUCCUGACCCUUGACGGCCAAGGGCAUAUACGUCGGUACAAGAAGAGGUUCAAGAGCCCUGUUAACUCCCCGGUUCGUACACUACAGGUGCCCCAUCCCCUGGGCAGGGGAUUUGGGCUCCAUUACCUCCCUGAGGGGCUCUUAUGGUCAGCCCCACCCCUGGGGGCCUUUUCCCCAUUAACCACCCCCCCAGCCCGAGGAAGGGUGAGGGGGAAGGGCUGUCCGUUAUAUUGAGGUGGUUGUUGUUGUUGUUUUAAACAAAAUGGAGAAGCAUAAAUAAAUAAAAGGGUUUAUCUCA
Messenger RNA from Leopardus geoffroyi (Geoffroy's cat), 4767 nucleotides. It is a transcript of the gene SH2B1, whose product is annotated as SH2B adaptor protein 1. The coding region runs from base 2021 to 4210 and encodes 729 amino acids. The transcript has 8 exons. Gene Ontology annotation, biological process: intracellular signal transduction. Gene Ontology annotation, molecular function: transmembrane receptor protein tyrosine kinase adaptor activity. Lineage: Eukaryota; Metazoa; Chordata; Mammalia; Carnivora; Felidae. The record is from RefSeq and is a predicted model, not a curated record. Gene Ontology annotation, cellular component: plasma membrane.